AUGUACACCCGAAUGCACGCUUGUGCUUUGUCCGGCCACAAAUUCGUCAGGAAUUGGGUCUACGUGAAAAUGGCCGUCCGCGCCUGGAAGGUCUUCAUAGUCGGGCAGAUGCUACUGCCGACAAUGCGCUUCCGACGUGCCGAGACAAAAGAGCCGAUACUCACAGUUGCCACGCGAGUCGCCUGGCAACGGAGCAGUCGCCUCAUGGUUGCCGGGUGA
This is a messenger RNA of Protopolystoma xenopodis, 219 nucleotides long. Lineage: Eukaryota; Metazoa; Platyhelminthes; Monogenea; Polystomatidea; Polystomatidae. The record is from the annotation of a GenBank genome assembly.